This is a messenger RNA of Metopolophium dirhodum (rose-grain aphid), 695 nucleotides long. RefSeq lists its product as uncharacterized. The record is from RefSeq and is a predicted model, not a curated record. The coding region runs from base 64 to 627 and encodes 187 amino acids. The transcript is spliced from 4 exons. Lineage: Eukaryota; Metazoa; Arthropoda; Insecta; Hemiptera; Aphididae.
UUUUAUACCUUUUAAUGUUUAUCUUAUAACGAAAAUUCAUAAAUAGAUAUAAAUACUGCAAGUAUGGUACUGUUUAAGUUAUUAAUUAUGGUUUUCAUUGGAGUUUUUCUAAGGGAUGUGAUGUCACUUUACAAUCCACUGUUAACGUAUACUAUACGUUUUAAAAAAAUGUCUACACAUAAUAACCUCACUGGAAAUUUCUCGAUCGACCAAUACAAAGAUGAUCAAUAUAUAAAUGGAAAUGUUACUAUACAUUCGAAAUUAUUAAUCGACAAAGUAAUCGUAGUUAUCUAUCGUUGUGAUGCCGAUGGCAUUAAUUGUGAAUACUUUCAAACGUGGACAUUAACAGAUAUUUGCCCUAAAUUGAAGGAUAAGAAUCAAAUAUGGUCACGUUGGUACAAUUCGUUUGAUCCACCUAUGGUUUGUCCAAUAGAUAAAGUAAAUUAUCGAUUGAUAAAUGGAACAUAUGAUAUUGACCAAGCGGUUCGUUGGUAUUCUGAUAUGACUAACUAUCAAUGGAAAGUGACACAAAAAAUGUAUGCUGGUGAUGUAUAUAUCGGUAGUUAUGUCUUUCACAUUUCUAUAUUCAGUUAUAGAAAAAGACUCAAACCUUUACUUAACUUAUAGUUAUGUAUUUAAAUAAUCGACCGACAAAUACAAAUCACUUUUAAAUUGUUCUAUUUCAUUAUUAAAAA